AUGGCUAACCUUACAAAACUCGAGUUCGUUGCCCUUGAUAUUUCAGGUAAGAACUACCUAUCAUGGGUGCUAGAUGCUGAAAUCCAUCUUGAUGCUAUGGGUCUUGGAGACACCAUUAAAGAAAAUAAUAAAGCAUCCAACCAAGAAAAUGCCAAGGCUAUGAUAUUCUUGCGUCAUCAUCUUGAUGAGGACCUAAAAAUUGAAUAUCUUACUAUUAAGAAUUCACUCGUUUUAUGGAAAAACUUGAAAGAAAGGUAUGACCACCUGAAGAUGGUCUUCCUCCCAAAAGCACAACAUGAAUGGAUAAAUCUAAGGUUACAAGAUUUCAAAUCAGUUAUGAAGUAUAACUCUGAGAUGUUCAGAAUUACUUCUAUAUUGACACUAUGUGGAGAAAAGAUUAGUGAUUCUGAUAAUCUGGAAAAGACAAAAGAGAAAAAUCUCGAAGCUAAUUUUAUCUCUGAAAAUCAAAUUGACAUCACACACUUGGAUGUAGCAGAUUUCUUUGAGCACCCUGAAGGAAAGAUAAAUCACUUGAUUGGUCAUGGUUCUGUGGUUAGAGAUGAUUGA
Messenger RNA from Lycium barbarum (goji berry), 567 nucleotides. RefSeq lists its product as uncharacterized. The record is from RefSeq and is a predicted model, not a curated record. NCBI's taxonomy places the organism in Eukaryota, Viridiplantae, Streptophyta, Magnoliopsida, Solanales, Solanaceae. The transcript has 2 exons. The coding region runs from base 1 to 567 and encodes 188 amino acids.